Messenger RNA from Populus nigra (black poplar), 351 nucleotides. RefSeq names its product zinc finger A20 and AN1 domain-containing stress-associated protein 9-like. The coding region runs from base 1 to 351 and encodes 116 amino acids. The record is from RefSeq and is a predicted model, not a curated record. The transcript has a single exon. Gene Ontology annotation, molecular function: DNA binding; zinc ion binding. Lineage: Eukaryota; Viridiplantae; Streptophyta; Magnoliopsida; Malpighiales; Salicaceae.
AUGACUCCUGCGUUGUGUGCCAAGGGCUGUGGUUUCUUUGGCUCUCCAGAGAACAAAAAUCUUUGUUCAAAGUGUUACAAAGAGUAUCUCAAAGAAGAGGUAAUUGCUAAGACUGCAGACAAACUCUCUGAACUUGUCAUCACCCCAUCAUCUGAUGAUAAGAACCCAGCUGUUGUUUCUAAUGAAACAGCUUCAACAACCACUGCUACUGCAUCCGCUACAACAGUGCUGAAAAAUAGAUGUGAAUGCUGCGGCAAGAAAGUUGGUUUGAUGGGGUUCAAGUGCCGCUGUGGGAAAACCUUCUGUGGGGUUCAUCGAUAUGCCAAGGAGCACUCCUGCACCUUUGAUUGA